Molecule: messenger RNA, 339 nt
Organism: Propithecus coquereli (Coquerel's sifaka)
Lineage: Eukaryota; Metazoa; Chordata; Mammalia; Primates; Indriidae
Gene: WFDC12
Product: WAP four-disulfide core domain 12
Exons: 3
Coding region: 1-339 (112 amino acids)
Biological process (GO): antibacterial humoral response; innate immune response
Cellular component (GO): extracellular region
Molecular function (GO): peptidase inhibitor activity
Source: RefSeq, a predicted model, not a curated record
AUGAGGUCCAGCACCUUCUUGGUCCUUGCAGUGUUCCUGGUUUUUGCGACCCUGGCGCCCGGGGAAGCAGUCAAAGGGGGUAAAGAGAAGUGGGGAAGUUGCCCAACCGAGAAAGGAAGCUGCAUCAAGUCUGGUCCGUCCCAGUGUCAUGCCGAUAACGACUGUCCUGGGGAAAAGAAGUGCUGCUUCCUGCACUGUAGCUUCAAAUGUGUGAGUCCUGAGAGGAUCAGAAAGGAAGGAGGAAAUGAGCAUGAAGAUGUGUCAAGGUCAUCCACAGAGCCUGGAUGGGAGCCCAGGCCUCCAGGCUCGUCCCCCUCCACAAGUAUCCCCAGUUAUUAA